AUGUCCGCCAUCACCAUCCCUCACCUUGUGGCCACCGAGACUUCCAAGCAGCUAGUCGUCCAUGGCAAGCCCUUUCUCAUGCUUCCUGCCGAGCUGCAGAACUCAUCCAUGACAUGCGCGGAGCACAUGAGCACAGUCUGGCAGAACCUGGUUGAUGCCAAUGUCAAUACGGUUCUAGGUUCUGUCACCUGGGAGAUGAUCGAGCCUGUCGAAGGGUUGUACAAUUUCGAGGAGUUGGACAAGGUCAUCUUCGACGCUCGCAGACACAAUCUCCACCUCGUGCUGUUGUGGUUUGGCUCCUAUAAAAAUGGUGUCUCUACAUAUGUUCCCCCUUGGGUUAAAACCGACGUGAAGAGAUUCCCAAGAGCCAAGCUGAGGACGAAAGAGAACACCCUGAGGACCAGCGAAGUGCUCUCGCUUUUCUCCUCCGAGGCCGUGACAGCAGACGCAAAGGCCUUCAAGAAGCUAAUGUCCCACGUUCGAGAAAUCGACGAAGCCCACUCAACCGUGUUGAUGGUUCAAGUCGAGAACGAGCCCGGCUUGAUCGGUGAUUCUCGAGACGCCUCAGCUGCCGCGACUCAAAGGUUCUCCGAGCCCGUUCCCGAUGAUUUGAUUGAGUACCUGUCUAGUGAAUACGACAAUUUGCAUGACGACCUGAAGGAGAACCUCGCUCACUUUUCUGCUCGCACCGCCGAUUCCGGCAAUGCCAGCUGGGAGGAUGUCUUUGGUAAAGGCCCCAAGACGGAUGAGAUCUUUAUGGCGUAUCACUACUCCCGGUUCGUCGAGAAAGUUGCUGCUGCGGGCAGAGAGGCAUAUGCCCUUCCGCUUUUCACAAACGUUUGGCUCAACUCAUCCGGUAAUGAUGCCGACAACGACUUCCCCAACGUUGCCAGUGGCGGAGGCGACCCCGGGAACUACCCUUCUGGUGGUGCCACAAGCUGCGCCCUCGACAUCUGGCAGAAAUUCGCCCCAACGCUAGACUUCAUCUCCCCUGAUAUCUAUCUCAAUGAUUAUUCCUCCAUCUGCACAAAGUACCGCCACCGCCAGCAGCCUCUGUUCAUACCCGAGCAGCGCCGCGAUGCCUACGGUGCACGCCGCAUCUGGCAUGCUCUAGGCUCGCAUGCUGCCCUCGGCGCAUCGCCUUUCGGCCUCGACACUGUCGCUCCCGAAAGUAAUCCCUACACCAGACACUUCGGGCUCCUUGAAUCCGUCUCAGCCAUCGUCCUGGACGCACAGCGGAGACCAAAUAGCUCCGUGGGUUUCUUCUUCGAUGAGAUUGCAGAGGACGGCAGCGACCCGAGCAGCCCUGUUGUGUGUCGACUGGGAGACUACGAGCUGACCAUUGGGCGCUGCUUUGUCUUCGGGAGGCCCGGGCCUGGGUCAGGCAUGGUUAUCCACCGUGGAGGUGGCGUUUUCUUGCUUAUUGGAUGGGGCUUCCAGGUGGUAGCGCGGUCACUCAACCCAAACGCCACAUACACGGGCAUUCUGAGAUUUGAGGAGAAGUUCGUUGUGGAUUCCGCAGCCGGGAAGCUCCGCACGGGGAGAUACUUAAAUGGAGACGAGACGCGGUCGGGCCUCUUUGCCAUGAUGCCAAAUGAGGACCCCGAUUAUGGUGGCUUCCCUGUUGCUGUUACCAUUCCAGCCAAAACCAUGAUUGCUGAGCUGGAGGUUUAUCACUUGACGGAAGAUACUUAA
Messenger RNA from Scedosporium apiospermum, 1695 nucleotides. RefSeq names its product putative Glycosyl hydrolases family 35. The coding region runs from base 1 to 1695 and encodes 564 amino acids. Gene Ontology annotation, molecular function: beta-galactosidase activity. Gene Ontology annotation, cellular component: beta-galactosidase complex. The record is from RefSeq and is a predicted model, not a curated record. NCBI's taxonomy places the organism in Eukaryota, Fungi, Ascomycota, Sordariomycetes, Microascales, Microascaceae. The transcript is spliced from 2 exons. Gene Ontology annotation, biological process: carbohydrate metabolic process.